ACCCUGACACUUCCUGACCCUCCUGACAUGCUCCUCAUGCUUCUCAUAGCUGUUGCCUCCUGCUGUUCCUCCUCAUCGUGAAGCAGGAAGUGAAUGAUGGUGGAGUCUGUGCCAAGCAGCGAGCGUCUCUGUCUCCGCAGACGUCAGUUGACGAUGGCGGUGACCUUGGCCAUCCCGGUGACCUUGGCCAUCCCGGUGGCGGUGCCGGCGGCGCCGGACCCGCGCGCGGACUUCCCCGCGUGGCUCUCGGCCCAGGGCAUGAAGCUGCCCUUCGCCCAGGCCAUGGAGCGGGAGCUGGGGAUCGGCGACUACGAGGACCUGCUGGCGUGCGCCGAGGACGCGCAGGUCACCCUGGAGCUGCUGGCCACGGCGCGCCAGCGCCUGCCCUUCGCCCUCUACGCCGCCCUGCGCCGCGUCGUCAAGGCGGCCGGGGCGAGCGUGGGCACCGCGGGGAGCCAAGGGGCUGGGUGGCCACUGCACGAGGGUGCCCAGCCCGGCCUGGCUGCGCUGCUCGACGCCAUCGUGGCCACGCUGCAGACGCUGGGCCAGGAGCUGUUGCAGUCGGCGCUCAGGUUCAGCCGACUCGACCAGGCGCUGGGACCCGGGGACGGCGCUGCGAUCAGCCCUCAGGAGCGGUCGGAGCGACAGGACGCCGACCCCAUCGACCCCCCGGCGGAGGAGCUGGGGCCCCAGGAUGUCAACACGCAGCUGGAGCCGGGCAUCGGCAGCCCCGCCGCGUGGGGCGGCGUUGUGGUGAAGAUGGAGCGCGUCGAUGGCGAGGAGGCGGACUACGGGCUGGGCUGGGGGCGGUCGGGGUCGCACGCCGGCGAUGAGAUGCUCGAGCAAGAGAUCCUGCGAGGAGCCGGUCUUUACGCGCCUCCCACGGAUGACGCCCUGCCCUCGACUCUGGUGCUGCCGGUGGAUUUUCCCACGGGACGCCGAUUGGCGGAGCACGACGUCCCGACGGGCGCUAGCCCCGAGAAGUCGGAGCGGUGGCAGUGCUGGCACUGCGGGAAGGCGUUCCGCAAGAAGUCUGACCUGGUGCGCCACGUGCGCGUGCACACGGGGGAGCGGCCAUACGCGUGCGGCCUGUGUGACAAGCGCUUCAACCAGCCCGGCACGCUGUCCUCACACCGGCGCUUGCACACCGGCGAGCAGCCGUACACGUGCCUGGUGUGUGGCAAGAGAUUCUCACAGACGUCUGGCCUCAACCGCCACCGCAAGACGCACCACGUCCUGCCAGAUUCGUUCUGAUGAGCACCGCUCAGGCCUGGCUCUUUUGAAGCCUUGCAUGGACCACCAAGGGUGCAUAUGAGCAUUGAUCCCAGCCUGGUGUGUGUGUGUGAGGUGUUGUGUCCGGCCCCUGUAAUGAAACGGAGUUGACCCUCUUGAACUCGUGUAUGUGUUCACAGCCGCAUGUAAUCCAAGUGGGGUUUUCUGUUUUUGGGCCACAUGUGGAGAACUUGUUUGGCGGGCAUCUUCAAGAGUUGAGGGACAAAAAUGCUCAGCACUCGGCACAACUCGGACAACCACACUGGGAAAUGACCCCCGUUUGGUGCUGGGGUCAGGGUCACGGUGGUCGUGGUUAUGGUGGUUUGCGUCGCAGAGGUCGAGUUUGUUGAUGUGCGGGCCCCCGGGGUCUCCGUUUGACAGAACCUGAGAGAUGGUGCGGCAAGACUGCGAACACCUCAUAGUUGGCGUUAAAAAAAACCCAACAUGUUUGUCAAUAACGCUGUGGUCGCGAAAGGAAAAAUAUAGUAGGUGACGUUUCAGGCAUUGGCCCUUUUCAUAGCACGUAAAGGUAACAGUUACUGUUACCUCGCUACUGAUUUACAAGGCCAUUUGGUAAACUCACUUCUCCACCGCUGUUAUUGUACCAUGUUAGUCAUGGGGGGUUUAUUUUUGUAAAUUGUAACACGGUUGAUUUUGAUGUUUCGUUAUUGCAGUUCAUUUGAUUUGAUUUCACACGCGACGAGAAUUGGAGUGGCGCACAGCCGAUGUCUAGUCAACGCGUAAGACAUUGCGGCGACGGUAACGGACAGCCUAGGAUGUCUCCACUUUCACCAUCGCUUAAGUAGGCACAGGACCCACCGAGGGAAGGAGUUUCAAGUUGAAUUUGUUUAACCCAGGGUGCGAGAACUCGAAGAGACCAGGACAGAGUCUCGUUUGCAAGCGUUGACCCGGGUCACCAAAAUGACAAAACGAAAACAAUAAAAAUCGGAACAAAAAGAAACUGCAUCGCAUAAUGAGGAAUCUGAACACAUCACAAUUUGGAAUCAACGUUACUGUAAAUAUUAAAUUCUCUGCAGCACAAAUCGGCUCAGGCAGAUCACCAGGUUGAACACCGUGCAAAUAAAACUAAGUAACAGAAACAUUCAACAGUUAUACGGUGUAAAGCUUUCGUGACUGCAGGGAUUCAUCUUCUUGGUUCAUUCGGUAAAGUCACGUA
Molecule: messenger RNA, 2449 nt
Organism: Lethenteron reissneri (Far Eastern brook lamprey)
Lineage: Eukaryota; Metazoa; Chordata; Hyperoartia; Petromyzontiformes; Petromyzontidae
Product: zinc finger protein 500-like
Biological process (GO): regulation of transcription by RNA polymerase II
Molecular function (GO): RNA polymerase II cis-regulatory region sequence-specific DNA binding; DNA-binding transcription factor activity, RNA polymerase II-specific
Source: RefSeq, a predicted model, not a curated record